Daldinia caldariorum is the source of this 4277-nucleotide messenger RNA. Its product is annotated as Sodium/calcium exchanger protein-domain-containing protein. Gene Ontology annotation, cellular component: membrane; endomembrane system. Gene Ontology annotation, molecular function: calcium:proton antiporter activity. NCBI's taxonomy places the organism in Eukaryota, Fungi, Ascomycota, Sordariomycetes, Xylariales, Hypoxylaceae. The record is from RefSeq and is a predicted model, not a curated record. The transcript is spliced from 3 exons. Bases 307 to 3747 code for a protein of 1146 amino acids. Gene Ontology annotation, biological process: calcium ion transmembrane transport; intracellular calcium ion homeostasis.
CCCACAACUCGCAAGACAUGCCGCAGUAACGGACAUGACGCUAGACCUGCAAGCCAAAGUCAUACAAUACAUUCCCAUCGGGUCCCCACAGACAUCAUCCGGGUUCCAUCCUUCUUCGUCUUUAGUCUUUUGUCAAAUUAAACCUGAAUCGCAUACUCGUCUCCCUAACUUCACUUAACCUUUGUCUCCAAAGUCUUGCGAGUUAUUUCAUAUGCUCCCUAGCUAGGGUAGUUUAACUAGAGAGCCCUCUUCGUUGGCGGCGAAGAUAUCCAAUACUCUCUCUCUCUUUUUGUUUUUUAAUCCGCGAUGGAUUCCCAUUCGCAGGAUGAUAGUAGCUCUGUUGCUCCACCCUCGCCUACAGAUUCGCGACAGCAAUCUAUUCGACGCGAUUCUAGAGAUAAUACGCUCCCUGAAAGUUACCAAUCCACAGAGACUGUGCGAAGAAGAAUAGACCAGUCCUAUGGCACUCUUCAAACACCACCGCCGCCUAUCAGCGGUGGCACUCCGUUUCUAGGAGAAUCCACAGCUCACGAGCGAGCACACUCGAGAUCCGCCACACAACAGCCCCGUUCUCCUUUAAUAGGCGCAGACCAUGGCCGGCAGCGGCCUAGAAAGCCUGCUAUGCCCCGCAGAGCCUCUUCCAAUGCCAUAGCUCCUCAUCGCGGUGAAAUCUUCUCUACGGACGACGACGUCAACGAGGUGGAAAACGAUGCUGCUGAGCGACAGCAGACUUUCUCUCCCCUUCCGGCAUAUAACAAUGAGCAGACAAGGCAGCCUUCUACCUUACGACGACGAACCAUGGCCCCGCCAGCCCUAUCCCGAGUACAUUCGAUCCGCAGCGCCGGUCCCGAAGAGGAGGACAUUGAUGAGUUACUAGAAGAGGAGGAGGAGGAGGAGAGACGCUUGUUGGCAUCACAACCACACGAGGAGGGCACGCUGCAAGAUGACACUUCUGAUUCCGGUCACAAUGAUGACGAUGAUGGUAUCAGCGAAGCUGAAAGCUUCACCUUGAAGGACCGCCAGCAGGCUAUCAACGAGACACAUCCUUUUGGUAUCAGGAUUUGGAAGCCUGCGUUAUACAAGAAAAACCGAUCGGUUCAAAAGACUGCCGAGGGUGACAUACACUCUUCUCCUGGUGGCCGGGUUAGUAGAUGGUUGCUAUUCUUCAAUCUCAUAUGGACAUUAGCCUUCGGCUGGUGGAUGGCUCUGUUUGCUGCUCUGGGCGCUAUAGCUUGCUUUAUCUUCGCGGCAGCUCCUAGCGGCGGAGAAUACGGCCGCGUGUUGUGGGGUUUAGCUGGCUAUCUCUUUUAUCCCUUUGGAAAAUUUGUGCGACUCGAGCAGGACGAAGCAUAUCUUGAUGAAGACGAGGGAGAGGGCCGAAGUAUCAGCGAGUACGAGCAAUGGCAAAGCGGCGACUUGGAAUACGGACGAUUGUUCUUUGGCCCUGAACGGAGCCGCUCUAUCAUAGGCCGAUCAAGAAGAAGCAUCGACUCUGACCCUAGCGAGACAGAUAGCCUCCUUCCCCGCUCAGGGCGUCAGGAACAUUCGAGCGACCCAGGACGACGCCUGAAGAGGCGGUUAUUUGGGCGCGGACAAUGGAAUAUUGGCCGUGUUAUCUUCUUCGUUUUCUUUUGGGGCCUCAUCACACCUUCCCUGCUUAUUGUCUCAGCCAUCUGUUGGUUCUUGGUCUUUUGGAUUCCGAUGGGUAAAGUCACAAACCUCCUCUUCGAUCACCUUAGAAGACACCCGUUAGCCUUGUCUUUCGAGUCCGAUAGCAGCAUCGCUAGGACAUCCGAUGGCCCGCACUCCUCCAUCCUACUUUGCACAUAUCGAGCAGUAGGCUAUAAAUAUUGGAAGUACACUGUCGACGGCACGAACAUAUUUUUUAUCAACCUCAUGGCCGUCGUCAUGUUUGUGAUCUUCGAUUGGCUCGUAUUGUAUUCUGUCCUGGGGCUUGAGAAUUUCCUGACAUCUCCGGGCUUUCUAUUCGUAGCCGGCUUGUUCUCUAUCAUUCCUUUGGCUUACUUUAUAGGCCAGGCUGUUGCGUCUAUAUCCGCCCAGUCCUCCAUGGGCCUUGGUGCUGCAACCAAUGCCUUCUUCUCGACGAUUGUUGAAGUCUUCCUCUACUGUGUCGCGCUUAAGGAUGGCAAAGGCCAGAUAGUCGAGGGUAGCAUCAUUGGGAGUAUAUUUGUUGGUAUUCUCUUUUUGCCCGGGUUAUCUAUGUGCUUCGGUGCUAUCAAACGCAAGACUCAGAGGUUCAACGCCAGGUCUGCGGGUGUUACGUCUACCAUGUUAAUCUUUGCCACGGUUGCUGCAUUUGGGCCAACCCUUUUCUACCAAAUAUAUGGUACACACGAACUCCGAUGCCAGAGCUGCACUGAUUUUAUAGGGUCCGAAGAACGCGAUUGCCGUCGGUGCUACUACUCACAAGUACCAGCUCUUGACGAUCGAUUUUACGUCGAAGCUGUCCGUCCCUUCUGCUAUGUCGCCGCCAUAUGUCUUUUCUUGUCAUAUGUCAUUGGUUUAUGGUUCACGCUUAGGACCCAUGCUGCUGUCAUUUGGAAUAGCGAAAUUGACGAGAAGAAACAAGAUGAAGCUCAGCAACAACAACAGCAACAGCAGCAGCAGCAUACUGCUCGUCUAUCUGAAGCACGUAAUAUCGGUGAAUCGACCAGUGCAGAUAUUCGGGACAGCAACUUAUACAAGCGUAUCCUCGUGCAGUCCUUGAAACAUGUCGGCUUGUCGAGCGGAGAAGAGAAUCGCAAUUCGCGUCACCCGUCAGAAGGAUUUCCGACAAACGGAGGCAUCCCAACACCACAUAUGGUUCCACCAAGGGGAAAUACUGAUGCCACGGACAACAUUCGUUCGAAUGUUCAUAUUCCUGGCUUUUCCGAUGCAGAAAACAGCGAACUAGUCCGCAGUGUUACCGAAGUAGCUGCAACAGCAGCCGCUAUCGCAGCCCGUGACGCUCGAGGGUCACGUCGUAUUCCUACCCAACCGUCAAAUGCCGGAGCCAGUACACCGGCAACGCGUCCUACACCUAUCCGAUCUGCUACGUUUCCCGAACCUGAUGAGGCAGGUGAACAUGACCAGGGUUCCCACGGAGGUCACGAUGCCCCGAACUGGAGUCGAACGAAGAGUUCGAUUAUUUUAAUGGGUUCCACCAUCCUUUAUGCAAUUGUCGCCGAGAUCCUAGUCGACACAGUGGACGUGGUGUUGGACAACUAUGCAAUCGAUCCGAAAUUCCUAGGUAUUACUUUGUUUGCUCUGGUACCCAAUACCACCGAAUUUUUGAAUGCUAUCUCUUUCGCCAUGAACGGAAAUAUUGCAUUGUCCAUGGAAAUUGGUUCCGCGUACGCCUUACAAGUUUGUCUUCUUCAGAUCCCGGCGUUAGUUUUCUUCUCUGCAGCCUACCCUCUUCAGCCGGUUGGCGACCAAGAUCCUACGCAUUGGAAAUUUACUCUACUGUUUCCACAGUGGGAUAUGGUGACGGUCAUCCUCUGCGUGUUCCUUCUGAGCUAUAUGUACGGCGAAGGAAAGAGCAACUAUUUCAAAGGUAGCAUUUUGAUCCUAACGUAUUUGGUGGUUAUAAUCGGCUUCUUCUUCGCUGGUUAUACGGAUAGUCAGAUGGGCGAGAUGGGCGGAAGCCGAUUCGACACUCUUGGUCCGGAUGGUGUUUGGAAGAGUUAUAAGACGAUUGGACGAGGAACCGGUGGGCGAGCGUAUGAGGCCGGUAUUGAUUUUUGAGGGCUGGUCGCACGAUGCAUACGUCACGUUUGAGCUGGGUUAAGUAUUUCUUGUGCCGUGCGCUUCAAGUUAUAGAAUGUUGCGGCUUCUAAUUAAUCAUGAUAUCCCUACUACUUUUUUAUAUUCUCUGUACAAUUGGCGGCGGUGCAUGGUUAGGACGCUAUUAGAGUACAGCUACUCUUAGCGGCCUUUAAGCUCGGGCAGUUUGUGGAGGCUCUCCUUUGAGGGAAUAUGUUCUAGUUGGUCUCUAGGCAUCAAGGCACGGCUCGGUGGAUUCUACAAGCAUCCUUAAUAGAACCUAUAUCAAGAAUUGCUUAGAUCAGUUAGAUGUAUAUAUAUAUGUGUGUUGGAAUGUUAAGAUAUAAAAAUCUAUAAGCGUAACUAAAUCUAUGCUUUUAUUAGUACGUACGUACCUACCUACUUUGUCAUCGUCCGGUUAAUGGUUUACGCCAAUAUGAAAUCACUACAUGCUAUGUUAGUUUACGGGGAAGAAUACCUGCCAUGACUUUUGUUAGGAGGGACGAUUUAAG